AAUAGCCGUUCAACCGAGAAGGUUGUGUAUAGAAGCGUACAGUUUAAUAACGCUGGUUGGUUUACACGCGUUAAAUACGACAACGGUUGAACUACAGGUAGAGACCUGUUGGCAGCAGCCGUUAAAACGUAAAAUCGUGCUGCAUAAGAGAGCCCUAGUGCUGGGCCAAGCUGGUGAAGGAAACAACAAAGGGCGUUUCCCAAGCUCUACCCAGGCCACAAUAUACAGCCACAAGUGCUGAGCAGGAGAGUGCAAAGGCACAUUGAAGAAGAAGAGUGCAAAGGCACACAGAAGCAGGAGAGUGCAAAGGUACACCGGUGCGAAGGCACUUCGGUGCAGAAGCAUAUCGGUGCGGAGCACUAGGAAGAAGGAGACAAGACAACUCGGUCAUUCCACUGCCAUACAACACGCAGGUAUACACCGGUGACCUGCGCUGGUUACAGCUGGCGAAGACGAAAGCAAAUCGGAAUUCGAGUGGUGCUGGAUGUCAGAUACAUCCAACAAGAACAUCUAGAGCAACGAGGAUCUACACGGCAGUGCAACGGAGAUAGACAACAAUUUCAAGGUAGAAGUUUUUUCUUUUCCUUUUGAUUGAGUACUGUGUAGUGUUGGUUUCAAAUUUUAUUUUAAAGUUUAGUUAAAAAUUUUAAUGUAAUGGAUGAAUCCAUGGACGUAAAUCCUAGCAUGAAUCCGAUACCCCCACGAACGAAAAAAUAUCAGGAGAGCUCUUCUGGGCCUUGGAUAGUCUUUUUUAGACGUAUAUCAAAGCCAUUAAACAUUUUUCAAAUUAAUAAAGGUUUGACAUCACGAUACUCUUCAAUCAAAGAGAUCAUAAAAGUAAAUAACGAUAAAAUUCGUGUUGUGGUAAAUAAUUUGAAACACGCGAAUGAUAUUGUCUCUUCGGAACAUCUCAAUAAAGAGUAUAAAGUUUACAUACCCUCCAAAGAUGUCGAAAUUGACGGUGUUGUUACCGAAGCGAGUCUUUCGGUAGAUGAUUUACUCAAGCAUGGUGUUGGUCGUUUCAAGAACUCUAUGCUUGAGGGUGUGAAAAUACUGGAGUGCAAACAACUGUACUCAGUAGUUCAUGAAGAGGAAAAAAAAGUUUAUCGCCCAUCAGACUCGUUUCGAGUGACAUUUGCCGGGUCUGCGUUGCCGUCCCAUGUCUAUGUCGAUAAAAUUCGCCUCCCUGUUCGGCUUUUUGUUCCAAAUGUAAUGAAUUGUACGAACUGCAAAAAAUUCGGCCACACAGCUACUUACUGUAGUAAUAAACCAAAAUGUAUUAAGUGUGAAGGGCCUCAUAAAGAUAAUGAUUGCAACAAGGAAAUUGAAAAAUGUAUUUAUUGUGGGAAUAGUCCUCAUGAUGAUAUUUCAGUAUGCACUGCAUUUAAAGUGCACAAAGACAAAAUUAAGCUUUCUUUAAAAGCACGGUCUAAGCGCACAUAUGCAGAAAUGCUUAAAACGGUCAUUGAUGUCCCCCCUUUGGAAACCGAACACGGGUUUUCAAAUCUAGAGGAACCAGAGGACUCUGACUCUGACGAAAAUAGUGAAGGUAAUUCGUUUAUCACUACCCAAGGGUCAGUUAAGAGAAAGAAGUCUUCCUCCAAAUUACCAAAAAAGACACCUAAAAUUUCAUCUUCAAAAAAAGAUCCCCGUGUUAAACAAAAAAAGUCAAAACCAAAGACUGUGCCUCCUGGUUUGUCAAAUUCACAAACCAAUCCAGGAUCUAGUACAGAAAAAGAUAAUAAUCCAGUGGGCUCCAUUUCACAGCCACCAACAGGAUUACUGAAGUUUUCGGAAAUUGUUGAAUGGAUUUUCUCAGCAUUCAAUAUAUCUGAACCCUUAAAGACCCUCAUAAUGGCAUUCCUUCCAAUAGCUAGAAAUUUUUUGAAGCAGUUAUCAGCUCAAUGGCCAAUUGUCUCAGGUUUUGUAUCUUUUGAUGGAUAAUUUAUCACCCGUCGCAAAUGAUACAAUCACUGUCCUGCAGUGGAAUUGUCGAAGCAUCAUGCCAAAACUUGAUUCAUUUAAAAUAUUAUUGCAUAGUCAAAAAUGUGAUGUAUUUGCUUUAUGCGAAACAUGGCUUACUUCAAACAUAGCUUUAAAUUUUAAUGAUUUUAACAUUAUA
This is a messenger RNA of Malaya genurostris, 2122 nucleotides long. RefSeq lists its product as uncharacterized. Lineage: Eukaryota; Metazoa; Arthropoda; Insecta; Diptera; Culicidae. The transcript is spliced from 2 exons. The record is from RefSeq and is a predicted model, not a curated record. Bases 655 to 1944 code for a protein of 429 amino acids.